Molecule: messenger RNA, 1071 nt
Organism: Diutina rugosa
Lineage: Eukaryota; Fungi; Ascomycota; Pichiomycetes; Serinales; Debaryomycetaceae
Exons: 1
Coding region: 1-1071 (356 amino acids)
Molecular function (GO): nucleotide binding
Source: RefSeq, a predicted model, not a curated record
AUGAGCUUAAACUGGGGUAUUUUGGGUGCUGGAAACAUCGCCGGGCAAUUCACUCGUGACUUGGUGAAGAGCAACUUGACUUCUUCCCCUCAAUGGAAGCACCGAGUUGUGUCGGUGGGGUCGCUGGACGCUGCUCGGGGAGCCAAGUUUAUCGAGGCCAAUGGCAUUUCCGGCAAGGGCAACGACGACGUGGUCGCCAAAGUGGAGUCGUACGAUGAUCUCUACGCCAACCCUGACGUGGACGUGGUGUACGUGGCCACCCCUCACGUGUUCCACAAGGAGCAAGUGAUCAAGGCGUUGGAAGCAGGGAAACACGUUCUCUGUGAAAAGCCAAUCACCGUCAAUGAGAAGGAUGCCGCUGAGCUUACGCAAUUGGCUAAGGAAAAGGGUAAGUUCCUCAUGGAAGGCGUGUGGACACGGUUCUUCCCCGCCGUACAAGAACUUAAAAAGCUUGUGUUUGACCAACAAGCCAUUGGUACCGUCAACCGGUUGUUUUCUGAUUUCGCUUAUAACGGUGACGUCGCUGACUUGCCCACCCUGAGUCGUGUUCGUGACAUCAAAUUGGGUGCCGGUUCCCUUCUCGAUAUUGGCAUUUAUUCGUUAACCUGGGCUCGCCUCUUACUCGAUAAGCAAGUGGGUGACAAACACACUCCCUUCAAAGUGGUGCUGAGUCUCUACCUUGACCCUGAAGACGGGGUUGACCAUAAAGCCGCAUUUAUCGUCCAAUACCAAAACGGUGGUCAGGGCAUCCUUUCGUCAUCGGAGCUUUCUGAUGGACCCUCUCCAUUUGCUCGUCUUGAAGGUAGUAAGGGUCACAUUGAGAUCUUUGCUAAAAACCCUGCUGCUCCCGAGAAGUUUGUUGUCCACUACCGCGAUGGUCGUGAACCCUACGUGUGGGAAGAUAAAUCGGGGUUCCAAGGGUUCAUUUAUGAGGCUAACGCGGUGGCUGAUGACAUUAAGGCUGGUCGCUUAGAAUCGCUGGUGAUGCCUCACGCGGAAACGUUAUUGGUAAUGAAGACGAUGGACGAGAUCCGUAAGGCGCUGGGGCUCAAGUACCCUCAGGACAACUAG